Molecule: messenger RNA, 706 nt
Organism: Suillus subalutaceus
Lineage: Eukaryota; Fungi; Basidiomycota; Agaricomycetes; Boletales; Suillaceae
Exons: 3
Coding region: 42-488 (148 amino acids)
Source: RefSeq, a predicted model, not a curated record
CUGACAGCGUCGAACAUCCGCCAACAGCUGAAUUCGCGCGCAUGACCUCCGCGACCGAUAACCAGGUGCUAUCAUACUCAUGCCAUUCGACCUUUUUUAAUACGCGCGAGUUUGAAUGGUCGGCCUCGGAGUGGUGCCAAGCACUAAUUGACACAGCGUGGUUCGUCCUCCAGCUUGUCGCCCGCUACAUUCAGAACCUUCCGAUGACACUACUUGAACUCGAUACCCUUGCUGUAGUUGCUCUGACCUGCAUUGCCUAUGGCUUUUGGUGGAAGAAGCCUAAGGACGUAGGACGCCCUUAUGCUGUUUAUUGGAAAGCAACUACCUCUCUGCCAAGCACAUUAGCCUACGACGUUGUAGAUCCAAUGUUCUCCACUGAAAAAUGGUUUGGUUUUUGUUACCUUACAUUUAUCCCCUUCUCAGUCUUACGGGAUUUUUUUCCAUCAAUUCCCCCCGUGCUGUCCAUUCACGUCGGGUUCCGUCUGUAGGUGGCUAUGGAAUUCUUGACGGACAUCGUCAUCACAAUACCAUUGUAGUUCUCAUUGGAUGUUUCAGUGGAACGAUGUUUGGAGCUAUACAUUGUCUGGGCUGGAAUGUUUUCUUCCAGGGGCACGUAGAGCAGAUACUAUGGCGUGCGGCUUCCCUUGCGAUAGUAUCCACACCAGUAUUCAUGCUUCUGCUGUUUAGCUACGCCAUUCGGCUGGAU